Hypomesus transpacificus is the source of this 1104-nucleotide messenger RNA. Its product is annotated as 5-hydroxytryptamine receptor 4-like. The record is from RefSeq and is a predicted model, not a curated record. Gene Ontology annotation, biological process: adenylate cyclase-activating adrenergic receptor signaling pathway. NCBI's taxonomy places the organism in Eukaryota, Metazoa, Chordata, Actinopteri, Osmeriformes, Osmeridae. Bases 1 to 1104 code for a protein of 367 amino acids. Gene Ontology annotation, molecular function: G protein-coupled receptor activity. Gene Ontology annotation, cellular component: membrane. The transcript has 2 exons.
AUGUUGUGUCUCCCCGCCUACAACAACUUAUCGGACAACCACAGCCUUCCUCUCGAGAGCAGCUCCACGUCCCUGUUCCACAGCACCUCAGCCAGGGUCUGCAUUACCUUCCUCCUCCUCCCCAUCCCCAUCUUCGCCGUCCUCGGCAACCUCCUCAUCGCCGUUUCCGUGGUGUGCUUCCGGAAGCUCAGGACUCCCACCAACGCCUUCAUGGUCUCCCUGGCCAUGGCGGACUUUCUGGUCGCCGUGCUGGUGAUGCCGUUCAGCCUGGCGCGCUCCGUGGACCACUGGCAUUUCGGCAGGACGUUCUGCACCGCCCACUUCCUGUUGGACGUGACGCUGUGCACGUCGUCCAUCUUCAACCUGAGCUGCGUGGCGUUGGAUCGUUACCUGGCGGUGUGCGACCCGCUGCACUACCCCGCCCGCAUGGCGCGCCGACGGGUGAUCCUGCUGCUGCUCCUCAGCUGGAUUCUUCCUCUCCUCAUCUCCUCGCUCUGCGUCUUCCUGGGCAUGUACUCCGGCCCUGCAGGCCCAGGCUGGUACUGCGGUCUCCAUGAACACAAGCGCCGGCAGUUCUGCCUGGCCGCCUUCUACACCCCCUAUGCCGUCACCUCCUCUACCCUUUCCUUCUUCAUCCCCGUCGGAUUCAUGAUCUUCGCAUACGGGAGGAUCUUCCUGGCUGCCAAGCGCCAGGCGAGUUGGAUCCACGCCAUGGAGCACAAGGCUGGGCAGCUCCAUGACUCAAGACCCAGGCAUGGCCAUCAGAACUCCAUGAGAAAGGCAAGGAAGGCAGCCCAGAUGCUGGGUCUGAUAAUGGGGGUCUUCCUGCUCUGUUGGCUCCCAUUCUUCACGGUCAACAUGGUUCACCCUCUGUGGGGCUACAGCGUCAGCCCAGUCCUCCUGGAGGCUUUCCUGUGGCUGGGCUACGCCAACUCCUCCCUCAACCCCUUCCUCUACGCCUCCUUCAACAGACAGUUCCGAUGCGCCUUCACCUCCAUCUUGGGGAGUGCCAUGCCGGGAAGGAAGUUGGGGGCGUGUCUGGAAUCCUUGCGCAAUGGCAGGGAAGCUCAGGCAACCGUUGACCCUGCGACCAUCUCAAAUUGA